CUCCCGGGUCACGUCGACGCCGCACGCCGCCGGGCUCCGCGGGACCACGUGGCUCCGACCGCCGAGGCCGGGAUGACUUUGUUUCACUGGCAAAUCCAGCGAGAGCUGCAGCGGCUCGACGGCGUCUCCCCCGAGAUGCUCAACACGCAAGACGUGGACGGUGACACGUUCCUUCACAUAGCGGUGGCACAAGAGAGACGGGCUCUUGCGUACGCGCUGGCCACCACCAUGUCUGGAUGGGGCUCUCUGGACACGAAGGAGCGUAACGGGCAGACGGCCCUUCAGGUCGCCGCCGCCGCCGAUCAGCAGUUCAUCGUCCACGACCUGCUGACCCUCGGAGCCCAGGUCAACACCCGGGACCACUGGGGCCGCUCUCCUCUGCACCUGUGUGCGGAGAAAGGCCAUUGGCUCAGCCUCCAGAGCAUCUGGAGGACCGUGGCUGUGAGCGGGCAGCCAGUUGACAUUGAAAUGUUCAAUUACGAUGGUUUGACGCCGCUGCACGCCGCCGUGUUGUCGCACAACGCGGCUGUCAGAGCGCGGAGGGGGCUCUGUUUGUACGAGGCCCGGGAGCUGCUGCAGAAGGCCCAGAUGUAUGUGGAGUGCAUCAAGACUCUGCUGCUCAUGGGCGCCUCCUGCGGGACAAAGGAUCUAAAGAGUGGGAGGACGUGUCUCCACAUGGCUUCGGAGGAGGCCAACGUGGAGCUGUUUAACGUGUUCCUCGCGCAGCCCUCUUCGCUGUCGGUGGUCAAUCUUCAGACGUUCAGUGGAAACACGGCGCUGCACAUCGUCAGCUCUUUGCAGAACCUCGACACUCAGGUGGAAGCGGCGUGGCUGCUGAUGAGCAGAGGCGCCGACCCCGGGAGCAGGAACCUGGAGAAGGAGCUGCCGUCUCUCCUGGCGCCAGAGGGACCCGUUGGUGAACAGGUGCGGAAGAUCCUGAAAGGGAAAUAUUUAAAAGCUUAAGUGAAGCUCCAAAAACACUGUCAGUCAGACAGUCCAACCUAUCGUGAUAUGAUUUGCCGAAAUGAGGCAGAUUCUGG
This is a messenger RNA of Cyclopterus lumpus (lumpfish), 1040 nucleotides long. It is a transcript of the gene nfkbiz, whose product is annotated as nuclear factor of kappa light polypeptide gene enhancer in B-cells inhibitor, zeta. Gene Ontology annotation, biological process: regulation of gene expression. The transcript has 8 exons. Gene Ontology annotation, cellular component: nucleus. Bases 73 to 963 code for a protein of 296 amino acids. NCBI's taxonomy places the organism in Eukaryota, Metazoa, Chordata, Actinopteri, Perciformes, Cyclopteridae. The record is from RefSeq and is a predicted model, not a curated record. Gene Ontology annotation, molecular function: protein binding.